Ceratotherium simum simum (southern white rhinoceros) is the source of this 1900-nucleotide messenger RNA. NCBI's taxonomy places the organism in Eukaryota, Metazoa, Chordata, Mammalia, Perissodactyla, Rhinocerotidae. The record is from RefSeq and is a predicted model, not a curated record.
AUGCUGCUGCUGCUGCUUCUGGCCCUGCUCUGGUGGAGGGAGGGGGCCGAGGGACAGAGGCAGCCAGUGGAGGAUUACUGGCUGCAAGUGCAGGAGUCAGUGACGGUGCAGGAGGGCCUGUGUGUGUUUGUGCCCUGCUCCUUCUCCUACCCCUGGAGUCGCUGGAGUGGCUCUACCCCAGCUCAUGGCUACUGGUUCCGGGAAGGGGCCAGAACAGACCAGGAUGCAUCAGUGGCCACAAACAACCCAGCCGGAAAAGUGCGGGAGGAGACCCAGGGCCGAUUCCACCUCCUUGAGGACCUCCUGACCUACAACUGCUCCCUGGACAUCAGAGACGCCAGGAGGACAGAUGACGGAAAAUACUUUUUUCGAGUGGAGAGAGGAAGUGUGAGACAUUCUUACAUAAGUAACCAGCUCUCUGUGCAUGUGACGGGUAAGGCGCUGGCACUGCCAACACCAGACAUGCUGCUGCUCCUGCUGCUGGCCCUGCUGUGGUGGAGGGAGGGGGCCGAGGGAUGGGGAGAGCUGGAAGCGGGUUACCAGCUGCGAGUGCAGGAGUCAGUGACAGUGCAGGAGGGCCUGUGUGUGUUUGUGCCCUGCUCCUUCUCCUACCCUUGGAGUCGCUGGAGCAGCUCUACCCCAGCUCAUGGCUACUGGUUCCGGGAAGGGGCCAGAGUUGACGAGGAUGCUCCUGUGGCCACAAACAGCCCAAAUCGAGAAGUGCAGGAGGAGACCCGGGGCCGAUUCCGCCUCCUUGGGCACCCCCAGAGAUACAACUGCUCCCUGGACAUCAGAGACGCCAGGAGGACAGAUGAUGGAAAAUACUUUUUUCGAGUGGAGACAGGAAGUGUGAAAUAUUCUUACACAAGUAACCAGCUCUCCGUGCACGUGACGGCCCUGACCCACACACCUGACAUCUUCAUCCCGGAGACCCUGGAGUCAAGCCGCCCCAGGAACCUGAAGUGCUCUGUGCCCUGGGCCUGUGAGGAGGGCACGCCCCACAUCUUCUCCUGGAUUUCGGCAGCCCUCACCUCCCCGGACCCCAGGACCCGCUUCUCCUCUGUGCUCACCCUCACCCCACGGCCCCAGGACCAUGGCACCAACCUCACAUGUCGGGUGAAGUUUCCCAGAACCAGUCUAACUGUGGAAAGGACCAUCCAGCUCAACGUCACCUACUCUCCACAGAACUUGACCAUCACUGUCUUCCCAGGAAACAGCACAGAACCCACAGUCCUGAAGAAUGGCUCAUCUCUUUCAGUCCUGGAGGGCCAGUCCCUGCGCCUGGUCUGUGUUGUAGACAGCAACCCCUCUGCCAGGCUGAGCUGGGCCCAUGGGAAUCAGACCCUGAGACCCUCACAGCCCUCAUACCCUGGGGUCUUGUAUUUGCCUCAGGUGGAGUCGGGGCAUGAGGGUGAAUUCACCUGCCAAGCUCAGCACCCUCGGGGCUCCCUGCAUGUCUCCCUGAGCCUCUCUCUGCAGAGAAAAGCGUGGCCUUUAUCAGGAGUGGUGCUGGGGGCCGUGGGGGGAGCAGGUGCUACAGCCCUGCUCUUCCUGUCCUUCUGCGUCAUCGUCAUCAUAGUGAGGUCCCGCAGGAAGAAAGCGGCCAGGCCAGCAGAGGAUGUGGGUGACGCGGGCAUGGAGUGUGCAAACGCUGUCAUGGGGUCAGUCUCACAGGGUCGCCUGAUUGAAUCCCAGAAGGGAAGAUUCCCAGACCACCCUCCCCCAGAUGUGGCUGCCCCCUGCUCAGGGGAGGAUGAAGAGCUCCAUUAUGCAUCUUUCAGCUAUUGUGGCAUGAAGCCUCGGGACCCACAGGAACAGGAAGCCACUGGUAAUGAGUACUCAGAGAUCAAGAUCCACAAGUGAGAAACUGCAGAGACUCAGCCCUGGCUUGAGGGAUCAC